CAGCAUACAGGGUCAUCUGGUGUAGAAAGCCAAGUGCACUGUUCGAGCAAAGAAAAGUCAGUGUCGAACCUAACUACGGCGCUGAUUUCGUAGUGGUCUGAAAUGCUGGCUCCGACUCGCGGAAGGUCUACAACAACCGGAAUAUUGAACUUUCAAAUCAAUUUUCGGGCUAACAUCACUCACCUUCAAUGUCCGGGGUGCGUUGAAGGCACCAGCGGAUAUUAUGACUUCCUUAGUCGUAUUGGCAGCAUCUGGAGCUCCCUUCGUGCUUCCCGAACGCGCAUCGUCGGAAUAUGGGCUUUCUCCGUCAAGGAAAUCAACCCCAAUUGCUCUUGGGUUGCUUACGAGGGUGGCCUUGCUGAAUCGUAUCUUGGUUACGAGGGCGUGAGUUCGGAUGUCCAGAUGAUAUUUCUUAGUGCCGUUGGGGAAAGCUGCGUUUUGCCGUCGCGAGAAUUGACGCCAAGUACCAUCGCCGUCGAUACUCGAAGUCACCAAAGCUCUGGAUGGGACAGUGUGUCAAAGGAUUAUUCAAGUUAUUCAAGUUAUUCAUGAAUAUUCAUGAAUAACUUGAAUAAAAUAUGAAUAAAAUAAGAGUAACGGGUUUUAUACUUGACUAAAAUAAGAGUAAUGGCCAUUAUUCUAUUUUACUCUAUUCAUUUGACACACUGGGAUGGGACGUGGUAUCCGUACUGAGUGCUGUGAUGCAGCGGGAACAUGACGGCAGGAGUGCCUGUUCUGCGCUGAAUGUGAUCCCAAGUGGCGCGUGCACAAUCCAGUCAAAAAAGGAGGGUUCCGUUGAAUUCCGCAAAUG
This is a messenger RNA of Hyaloscypha bicolor E, 811 nucleotides long. RefSeq lists its product as uncharacterized. Bases 103 to 552 code for a protein of 149 amino acids. NCBI's taxonomy places the organism in Eukaryota, Fungi, Ascomycota, Leotiomycetes, Helotiales, Hyaloscyphaceae. The record is from RefSeq and is a predicted model, not a curated record. The transcript has a single exon.